This is a messenger RNA of Penicillium argentinense, 894 nucleotides long. RefSeq names its product Glutathione S-transferase omega-like 2. Gene Ontology annotation, cellular component: cytoplasm. Gene Ontology annotation, molecular function: glutathione transferase activity. The transcript has 3 exons. NCBI's taxonomy places the organism in Eukaryota, Fungi, Ascomycota, Eurotiomycetes, Eurotiales, Aspergillaceae. The record is from RefSeq and is a predicted model, not a curated record. Bases 1 to 894 code for a protein of 297 amino acids.
AUGAGCAAGCUUGUUGAGCAUGUCAGCAAGAAGCCGGUGCCCGAUCACCAGAAGAACAUCAUCUUUGAGGUGACCGCUGAAGACCAGACCGAGGAGGAUGUGGAGGUUCCGUACGUGAUGUCGGAUACUGACUCUCCAGGAUGGCGCUUCGUGACUUCUGAUGAGAAAUUGCCGGGAGAGAAUACUAUCCCUGACCCUCUGCAUCCCGAGUUUACUCAUCUCCGUGAUAUCUACUUCUCCAACGACCCAGACUACACUGGUCGUUUCACGGUCCCCGUUCUCUUCGACAAGAAGACCAACCGAAUCGUCAGCAACGAGAGUGCGGAAAUCAUCCGCAUGCUCUACUACGAAUUCGACGAUAUCCUCCCAGAGCAAUACAAGAAGGUUGAUCUAUUCCCGUCUGCCCUGCGCAAUGAUAUCGACACCUCCAACGAAUGGAUCUACAACGACGUCAACAACGGCGUCUACAAAUCUGGCUUCGCAACAACCCAGGAAGCCUACGAAAAGGCCGUGACGACUCUUUUCUCCUCGCUGGACAAAAUAGAAGCCCAUCUAUCCAAGCAGCAAUCCGUCUCGAAGUACUUCUUCGGUAACACCGUCACCGAAGCUGAUAUCCGGCUCUUCACGACAAUCAUCCGUUUCGAUCCCGUCUAUGUCCAGCACUUCAAGUGCAACCUGCGUGAUAUCCGCUCUGGUUUCCCGGCUAUUCACCGAUGGGUGCGUGGCCUUUACUGGGAUAUUGAUGCUUUCCGCUCGACAACCGAUUUCGAGCAUAUCAAGAAACACUAUACCAAGUCGCAUAAGCAGAUUAAUCAGUUUGCUAUCACGCCGCUUGGGCCUGUGCCGGAUAUCCUGCCUAAGGAGGAAGAGGUCCCCGCUGCGAAGGCUUCCUAG